UGCAUCAUGAUCGAUAUCUUAUAUCGUAUAUUUCUAUUUCGAUAAUAUUCUUGAGAUACACUUUCCUCCGAGAGUGUACAAUGUAGGUUCGAAAAUCGUCAAUCAUCGUUGAUCAUCGGUUUCUAUCGCUGCGCGAGAAUAUAUAAAGGGGAUACACGUGUCUGUCUUAUUAGUGCAUGACAUAUGCUGAUAUAUGUAUGAUCAAUGUGAAAUUGCUCGACGUCGUGGUUAAAUCUUCUGAUAUCGCGGAAAGUCCGACGAAAUUACUCGCAAUUUCUAGUAACGUCCAGUUGUAAAAUCUGCGACGUUCUUUCACGAACGCCCUUAAAGAUCUAUAUUACAUUGAGUGUAAGAGGGAAAAGGAAAGUUGCGCGGCAUCUGUCCUCGUAGUUUUUCAUUUUGGCUGAGUCAAGAAAUCUCAUAAAAUUCUCAAUAGCUUCUCAUAAGAUUAUAACACAAUCAAAAUGGAGUUUCCAAAUUUGGGAGAGCAUUGUUCUGAGAGUACAUGUAAUCGUUUGGAUUUCUUACCAUUAAAGUGUGAUGCCUGUGCGGAGAUCUUUUGCACAGAUCAUGUAUCAUAUGCAAAUCACAGCUGCCCCAGUGCAUACAAAAAGGAUGUACAGGUGCCUGUAUGUCCAUUGUGCAAUGUUCCUAUACCGAUAAAACGUGGUGAUCCACCUGAUUUGGCUGUAGGAUUGCACAUAGAUAAUGACUGUAGAGAAAAUCGUAGAAAAAUAUUCUCCAAUAAGUGUUCUUCGAAGGGAUGCAAGGUCAAAGAAAUGGUACCAGUAAAGUGCAGCGAAUGCGGUGCCAAUUUUUGUUUAAAGCACAGGCACCCUACAGAUCAUGCUUGCAUUGGAGCGGAAGAAGCUUUGAGACUACGUAGGCUGGAAGCACUAAACAAAAAAGCUCAAACGACAAUAUCGCAGAAUAGCAGCAACAGCAAUUCACAUUCGUUUCGAAGUCUUCAAGGAACAAUAAGCGAGGAUGAAGCACUAGCCAGAGCUCUCCAAGCUUCCUUAGAGGACGAAGAAAGAAGCAGAAGAGUAUUACAACCAGUGCCUUCUGGAAACAGAGAUAGGUGUAGACUUUCGUAACAGUUUGUACAUUAUAUUAUUAUAGAAAAAAAUAUUCGUUUUCUGAAAUAUUGUUUAUUUGUAUAAAAAUAUAUAUAAUUUAUUUUUACCCAACGUACACAUACAACAAAAGUUCUAAAUUUUCUUGAUUUUAUUCCUUUCUGAACUAUUAUAUAUCAUAUAGUAUUCAUUUUUGAGCUAUUAUAUAUCAUUGUAGAAGUAACGACUUUGUUACACCUACAUGCUGUUAUUAUGUAGUGUAUAUAGAACACAACAAUAUAUUUACAAUAUAUUUAUAAAAUUGCUCACCUAGUUAAGCACAUUGUACCACAGAAUUUUGUGAGACUUCUCCUAGUAAAAUACGAAAUUUUGUAAAGCUAAGAUUUAAAAAAAAAUCAAGUGAUGAGAUAUUAGUAUAUAUGUAAUAUAUAUAUAUUGUAUUUUGAAAUAUUUGAACUAUAUACACAACAUGAUACAUCAAUUAAAAUAUUUGUCUAUAGGUAUUAUUAUAUAAAAUUUUAAGUUGCGGGGGUACAUAUUCAUAAUUUAAUAUAUCAUUCCAUAAAUCAUAAAUGUGAAUCAUUACAUUUAAUUAAAAUUAUAAAUUUUUUGGCUUGUAGCCAGAAAAUAUACUCUGCCGAACUAUAAUAAAGCUUCAAUCUAGAGUGCCUUAGUAGAUGAAGCAUAAUCCACAUUAGAAUAUGCGCUCAUAAGAAAUCUCUGUUCAUUUUAAUAAUAAAAAUAUGCAUAGAAAUAAUUUUUAAAUUCACACAUAUUAACAUUUGUAAUCCAUUUGCUUUAAAAAUUAUUUCCAAACAGUAGCUAUUGUAUAGAUUUUCACUAAUACAAAAAUGUAUACUCAGAUUUAAUAGAUUUAUAAUAUUGUCCUCAAAUGAAAUCGUCAAUUAUCGUCAAUUUAAUUAUUGUGUAUGUGAAAAUAUACAUAAUUAUUAUCAUCGUUGACAUUGUACAAGGUGCUUCUUAUUACUAUUUUAACAAACGAUAUAAAAAAUACACAUUGAUUUCUUAAUGCAAUAUCAAAAACUGUGAUGGCAGAAGGAAAUCGUGUAAAUGUAUGAUAUUUAAAAGUGUUCGCAUGUGUUACAACUUCAGCAAAGUCUUGAUAUAAAAAUUACGUUUUGACAUAUCAUAAUCUCACAGGCUUAUAAAAAUUCUUCACAAUAUACUGCUACAAAAAAAAAGGAUAAACAUGGGUAUAUAAGCUUUGUAUUCAAGAUAUUGCAUUGAUAUUGAGAAAACUGAUAUUCAUAAAUUCUGUGAUAACUUAAUUAUCAUAUUUUUAUAAAUAUACAUAAUUUUACAAUAUAUACACAACUCAGUUUUUUUGGGGUUUAAUUCUGUUAAAAGUAUAUAUAAUAAGCACUUUCUUUUUAAAUAAAUGAUAUGAAUUAUAUAUAUGAUGUGGUAUGAGUUUUAAAAUAAUUACAAUAAACACAAAUAUAUCAACAAAUAUCUUAUGAUACAUAUAAAUGCAUUGACAAUUAACACGGUCAUAUACCACAUACAUGUUUUUUGUCACUACUAAAUAUUUAUAUUUAUCGACGAAUUAUAUGCGCUUUUAAUAUUUACAAAACUCGAAAAUAGUAUAAUAUUUGAAAAUAUGUAUGUAUAUAUAUAUAUAUAUACACACAUCUACUAACUACAUAUAUACAUACAUACUCUCAUAUAUAUAUAUGUAAAUAGAAAUACGAUUUUUUACCAUUUCAAAGUUUGUUAUAUUGUUAUAUUGUACUCACCUAUGAUGUAUCAGAGAUAUUGAAAA
Formica exsecta is the source of this 2859-nucleotide messenger RNA. Its product is annotated as AN1-type zinc finger protein 2A. Gene Ontology annotation, cellular component: endoplasmic reticulum; cytoplasm. Gene Ontology annotation, molecular function: zinc ion binding. Gene Ontology annotation, biological process: protein targeting to ER; proteasome-mediated ubiquitin-dependent protein catabolic process. The transcript is spliced from 2 exons. The record is from RefSeq and is a predicted model, not a curated record. NCBI's taxonomy places the organism in Eukaryota, Metazoa, Arthropoda, Insecta, Hymenoptera, Formicidae. The coding region runs from base 465 to 1097 and encodes 210 amino acids.